AUGAAGGACUCUGCAGGUGCAGACACGCCAAGUCGCGGCCAUGAGCUACUGCUCGUGCAACUCGUUUUUGUCUCACUUGCGGGAGCGGCGACGCUUGUACGGGCCUAUGUCAAGGUCUUCCUGGUUGGCCGUGUAACGUCCGACGACUAUCUAAUCUUUGCGGCCAUGGGGGCCUAUGCUGCCUAUGCCGCAGUCGCCAUAGACGGAGUCGUCAACGGAGCGACCGGCCAGGACGUCUCCCAGGACUACACGCCCAACCAAGCAGCCAAGUCUCUAUUAGGUUGGUAUCUGUGCGAGGCACUGUAUGCCCCAAUCACCCUCGCCAUACGGGCAUCUGUUUGCAUCGUCCUCUUGCGGAUAACGACAAAGAAGCCCUACCGGGUCAUCAUAUGGGUCAACGUUGGGGUCAUAGCAGUAGUAUCCAUUGCCUUCGCCUUCGUCAUGGCAUUCCAGUGCAGCCCUCCGUCCUAUUUCUGGAAACAGGUGUUCGGGGCGGAAGGAUCCUGCAUCGACAAGAGGAUCGUCAUGAUAUCGGUAUACGUGCACAGCGUCUUCUCCGCUGUGUCGGACUGGUGCCUGGGCCUGUUGCCCAUUGCCAUCCUUUGGGGUGUUCAGAUCAACAUGAGAACAAAGGUCAUCGUCGCCGUCCUAUUGAGUCUAGGCAUGAUAGCUGGGGUUGUGUUGAUCGUCCGCAUGCCUUAUGUAACCACACUUCAGCCCUCGCGUGAGUUUCUCUACGCUUCCAUUGAUGUAGCAAUCUGGUCUGUCAUGGAGCCCGCCCUAGGAAUCAUUGCCGCCUGCAUAGCGACUUACCGCCCCCUGUUCAAGCAAUGGGGCUUCGGAUGGGGAUCUACCAGAAGAUCAGCAGCGACGGCAAGCCACGGUUACGGUCGCAGUCAACGCCGUACCGGCCAUUGGGAGCUGCACAGUCAGACCGACUUGAACCGCCCGCCCGUGCCAGAAUACCGCACAGCAUACACUGAGAGUGUCAUCUCAGGCGAAGCAGCCAGCCCUGGAGCAAAGACUGGAAAAACGACAGAGGUUACGGUCACAUCAGAGCCGGUCGUUGCGCAACAUGAUAGUGGGAAAGUCUUUCACGAGCAAGAUGUUCCCCGUUUAUAA
Molecule: messenger RNA, 1122 nt
Organism: Emericellopsis cladophorae
Lineage: Eukaryota; Fungi; Ascomycota; Sordariomycetes; Hypocreales; Bionectriaceae
Exons: 4
Coding region: 1-1122 (373 amino acids)
Source: RefSeq, a predicted model, not a curated record